Messenger RNA from Clonostachys rhizophaga, 978 nucleotides. The record is from the annotation of a GenBank genome assembly. NCBI's taxonomy places the organism in Eukaryota, Fungi, Ascomycota, Sordariomycetes, Hypocreales, Bionectriaceae.
AUGGCUUCUCUCAUCAAAGUACUGUUCGUCGUGGGCAAGAAUGAAAGCCUGAGACAAAAACUACUGCACUUCUGGGACGAGCUGACCUCGACCAUGGGCUGGAGACUAACAGGCUACGGAAGCUGGGCCGUGGAAGAGGGCUCCGUGCCGCUGCCCGGUCUCAUAGUCGUGACAGCCAGAGAGAGCUGCCUGCAAUGCUUCCCGGACUCGGCGGAGGCGAUUCUGCUCGCCCACGACUUUGUCCGGGUCAAGACGAUCAUGGGACACCAAUCAGUCAACGCGCGGUACUUCAAGGCGCCUCAGAGAAGCCUUCCUACCGUUAGGCGUUUCGCCCUCCCGAGUCAGGCACUGAACUACCCCAGCAUGUUCAAAGUCAUCCUUGGCGGGCAGUCUACCAACCAGACAGUCCUGCGGGUCAAGUGGCAAGGAUUCUGGUACAAGUUCACCGAGACGAGAACCUGGCAGUGGACCAAGUUCACGCAGUUCUCCUUCCAGAACAACACGGUCCUGGUCACGACGGAAGAGUCGGGGGUGUCGGACGCUCUGUACACCAUGGCCCAGGAGAUACUGCAGGCUCACGGGUUCAGAGCCAAGCUCCCCGCGACCGAGAUGAUCCCGGAGUUCCAGUCCCCCGCUGACAUUCCCGAUGUCAAGUUGAACGAUUUCCUCACUCAUCCCAGAUCCAGGCUCGUCAAGGUGUUCUUUGUGGAUAGCACAGGCCCGGAUGUGCCGCUGCCCCGUCCCAGGCUGCGCAGGUUCAUGGAUGAUUUGGUAUCAUCUGAGCCCGGCAUCAGGGCCGGAUACAACUGGAACUUCUCCCGCGAUAAUGAAAUUCUCUUCUCUGCAGGGUCCGGCAUAACCCGCUUCAACGAGCUGGCUUGCCUCCUCCAGAGAAAUGGUUUCGUUCUUCUAGGACACCGAGAGGAUGUCCCGGCGUUCCAGGCGCCGCUCAUUAUCCCCGAGUUUCGUGCCUUCUAG